Molecule: messenger RNA, 4603 nt
Organism: Paralichthys olivaceus (Japanese flounder)
Lineage: Eukaryota; Metazoa; Chordata; Actinopteri; Pleuronectiformes; Paralichthyidae
Product: RNA-binding protein Musashi homolog 2-like
Biological process (GO): central nervous system development; regulation of translation
Cellular component (GO): cytoplasm
Molecular function (GO): mRNA binding
Source: RefSeq, a predicted model, not a curated record
AGCACAGACCGGGCCGAUCCCACGUGUGACGGAGCUGUGUUCGCGGCUCACUGACUCCGCCGCUCCGCUCCGCCUGCCGACCAACUGCCCGUGUGCAUCCGCCAGUCACUGCCUGUAGCUGGGUCAGAUAUGGAGGGAGACGGGAGCCAAGCCUCCUUGGGAAGUCCGACCGAUCCGCAGCACGACCCGGGGAAAAUGUUUAUCGGUGGCCUCUGCUGGCAAACUUCACCAGACAGCCUUAGAGAUUAUUUUAGGAAAUUUGGGGAAAUCAGAGAAAGCAUGGUGAUGAGAGACCCAACGACAAAACGGUCAAGGGGUUUUGGCUUCAUCACUUUUGCAGAUGCUGCCAGCGUAGAUAAAGUGUUAGCACAGACGCAGCACGAGUUAGACUCUAAACGGAUUGACCCUAAAGUUGCCUUUCCUAGACGCGCUCAACUCAAGAUGGUCACCAGAACAAAGAAAGUAUUUGUAGGUGGAUUGUCAGCCAACACAGUCAUUGAAGAUAUGAAGCAGUAUUUUGAACAGUUUGGCAAGGUUGAAGACGCCAUGCUAAUGUUUGACAAAACCACCAACCGACAUAGAGGUUUUGGCUUUGUAACAUUUGAAAUAGAGGAUGUGGUGGAGAAAGUCUGCGAGAUCCAUUUCCAUGAAAUCAAUAAUAAAAUGGUAGAAUGUAAAAAGGCCCAGCCUAAGGAAGUGAUGUUUCCUCCCGGGACACGCGGACGGGCAAGGAGCCUACCAUACACAAUGGAGGCCUUCAUGCUGGGCAUGGGCAUGCUAAGUUAUCCUAACAUUGUGGCUACUUAUGGCAGAGGCUACACUGGUUUUGCCCCAAGCUAUAGCUACCAGUUCCCAGGCUUCCCAGCUACAGCGUAUGGACCAGUUACAGCAGUAGCAACAGCUCGUGGAUCAGGGUUCCCUGAUUAUGGGUUGUAUUCUGCAUCUGGACAUGGCAGUGACGUGCGGGGAGGAGCCUACUCCCUGGCUGAUUAUGGCUCCCUGGGGGCCCAGACGGCAACUCAGAUCCUGCCCAGUGAGCAUGCCAGCUCGGCCUGCAACUCUCCCACCUCCCUCCAGCACAUCCUGCACAGCCCGCAACCUUUUAAGAGCCCAGGAACCCAUCCAACUCGGCCUGGACCCUUUCAUGGUGCCAACAGUCCUGGUCCUGUAGCCGACCACUAUGGAACCGCCAGUCAGGACUCUGGUGUGAGCAACUAUAUCAGUGCCACCAGCCCUCAGCCAGGAUCUGGUUUCAGCCACAACAUUGCUGGUCCACUGAUUGCGACAGCUUUUACGAAUGGAUACCACUGAAAGCUAACAGGUGAUGCCUUGCAGCACUAACCACUACAACAUCCAUGCAGAAAGCCAGGGUGGAGGGGACACCAGAUGAAGAACAGCACGAAAAAAGUCAAAAAUCAUCACAGGAAAAAAAGACACACUGAUCCACUCUGACUGUACUGGAGUUAUUGUGUAGAGAUCAAAUGGUUUAUUUUUUGAAUCUUUUUUUCUAGAUUUUCUGAAACUGUGACCUUUUAGUUGUGGAUUUAGAAUCAGUAACUUUUAAGUAUUUAGUUCUGAUUAUUUAUGUGCAUUCGUUUGUUUCUAUCUUCACACAACAAUGUAUGUUUUACUACUACUCUCUCUCUCUCUCUCUCUCUCUGUGUGUGAGUGGGUGUGCGUGUGUGUGUGUUUGUAUGUAUGUGUGUGUGUGUGUUAGCUGAGACACUAUGGAUACUUGAUGAUUGGCAGGUUGUCAGUUUGCACAUACAAAGACAUUGUAAGUAAACCAAUGGGACUCACAAGAGACAGUAUUGGUUCAUCGAAACAACAGAAGACACCAGUAACACUUUGUAGCUUUGGUUCAAGCAAUGUGGUCACUAAACCAAUGUAUUUUUGGCAAUAAGAGGACUCAAAUAUUUUAUUUUCAAAUAAGUCCACUUUUAUAAAUGUUUUGCUGUCUGGAGAAAAAAGAAAAUGCUGUCUUUUUAAUACUACAUCAGAUUUAAAAGCAAGUGUGCAAAUGUAUAUUGUGUUCCAUUAAUUUAGUGAUAUAAAGAGGUGGGUGAACAGGCAAAAGGUCCACAUCACACAGAAUGGGAGGACAUCAACUGUCCCACUGGAGUACCAUUUGUUGCACGAGUGAGGUAACAACAAUCCAAUUACAGAUCCACUUUGGGUUCCAAAAGUCUGAGACUAUUGUUCCAUUUUUGGAACAUGUAUGUAUGCUCUUUGCCUUUCAGCUGUGGCUACCUUUAUGCCAUCUAUCUAUCAAUCUAUCACACAAGUGUGUGUGGCUCUGCACUCUGACACCCAGCAGACAGGUUCUCCUCAUUCUCUGUGUGACGGUGACUCUGGAUCUCAGCACCGUUAAAAGAAGUCAAUCUAAAGCACAAAGGAUAUUUCUGGGAGCACCAGACUCAUCAGUUGUUUCCUUGUGUUUCACGGUUUGUCUUAUACACUCUAAUUGUCUUCACUGGUGUCACACAAAUGUUAGAUGUAUUUUUGGCAACUUGUAUUUCUUCCUGAGUUAAUGGACUGCAUUUGUAAAGCACUUUACUAGUCAAAAUGACCACUCAAAGUGCUUUAUACUACAACUCACAAUACUACAACUCACGAUUGACCAUUGACAUACACAUUCUUCAAUCACAUCCCAUUCUCACUCUGCGGGCACAGGCAUCAGGGGCAAUUUGGGAUUUCGUUUCUUGUCCAAAGACGCUUCAACGUGCAGAGUGGAGGAUUGAACCACUGACCUUACUAUUACUGGAUGGCCUGCUCUACCUUUUGAGUCACAGCCGUCCUGAGGAAGACGUGCAGAUGAUUGUUGGUUAUUACCCCCGUCCUGUGUGUUGUGUUGUGUGCAGACCAGAGAACCGAUUAGACAUUGUACAUUAGUUAUUUAAAAAAUAAAUGAAAAUAUGAAUGUUAUAAAAUUUCCUGUCAACAUGAAUUUGGUAUAACUACAGAGUCAGUCUCUCCUAUAAAGUGUGGAGUGAAUUGAAUUGUAUGAACUGAUUAAAGGGAUAGUUCAGUGAAAAAUUGAAAUUCACUCAUUAUUUACUCACCACUAUGCUGAUGCAGGGGUGGGUGAAGUGUUUGAGUCCACAAAACAAUGCAGUGUACACCCUACGCAUGCCCCUGGUCGAGAGCUAGUGUGCAGUGUGUAUGAGGACUUUUAGGCUUAAAACUUGGUGUAAAUGGCGCCAUUUCGAGUGGAAUAUGAACGUCAGGGCUUUCGGACACUUGGAUGACACCACAGGAGCAGUAUGGAGGCAUGUUAUGGGUUUUUUCUGUUGUUUUUUUACAUUUGAAAAAUUGAUCACCAGGUACUUCAAUUGUAUUGGAUUUGGUUGCAACACUGUUUACCCCUGAAACUCCAAGUGUUUUGUGGACUCCACACUUCACCCACCCCUCCAUCAGCAUAGUGGUGAGUAGAUAAUGAGUGAAUUUCAAUUUUUCACUGAACUAUCCCUUUAAUGUAAAUGCUGUAUUCUUCCCCUCUGUGCCAACAAAGACAUUUUACAAAUUACUUUCACAAACCAUGGGAAGCUGAAUGCUGGACUGUUUUUUGAAACUUAAUAAUCAAUUAAUCAAAAGAUGUGGUAUAAAGAAAAAAAACCUGUAUGUUCCCUUGUUUUACAUUUUUAGGAACGAUUUGUGUCAAUAUUUUUGUGAUUGUUAAUGAUUAUAUGAAUAAUAUCUAUAUAACAAUAAUAAUAUUAUGUACUGUACAUCCACCCUAUUCUCUUUCCAUUCCCUGUCAUCCUUUAUAAUCAUUUCAGUUGAUCAAUGUAUUUCAGUAAUCUAUACAAAGAAAAUGUUGAAGUGCUGUCUUUGAUACCAAUGUAGUGAUCUAUACACUGAUUUGUUUACCUUUUAAACUGUCACCCCCUUUGUCUCACACCCUUACACUUUCUCCCAGUUACUAGUGAUAGAUGUUUUGUAGCUACAGUAGACAACUAGAUGUUUUUACUUAUUAACUUCAGUACUUGUACAUUGUAGUUGAUAAAAUGUGGGGUCAGAUCAGUCUCAAUAUUCACAAAUGCACACAGAAGGAUUCAUAAAUAUGCACAGAAGGAUUUACAAAUACAUUCCAAUGCACACACAAAUAGUUAUCAACGUAUAUAAAUGUAAAACAAUGAAUUACAAAUAAAAAAGGUUUCACAAAUAGAUUUCUGCAUUUGUGUGUGGAUUUCGUAUGUAUUUGUGUGUGGAUCUCGCUACAUUUGUGCGUUUUGUGAGAAUACCCUGACGCGCUGGAUUCACAUAUGUAUUGUUUUGGACACUGACCAAUCUGCAGCCAAUCAGAUGCCGCCCUCAUUUUUAGCCAAUCACAGAGCGCAGCCCGUGUGAUUGUCCACCGGACAGCGCAAAAAGCAGUGUUCAAUGAGCACACAGCACUGUAUUUAAUGCCACUUCCACUUGCUUAACAUAGCGGCGUAAAAAGCGCUCCACCAGAAUGCCAUAUUUUAUGCCAUUCUUUAAUAAGAGCAGCAUAAAAAAACUCAUAGUAAUGCUGUUGGGCUCAUUACCCUCAUGGGGCUGCGCUCAUGUGAUUGGCUGAAAAUGAGGGUGCCAUCUGAUUGGCUACAGAUAGGUCUGUGUC